UUGGGGGUGUUUGUUUGAGGGUAGUAAAAAUAAUUCCAAGGAAUCUAAGGUUGGAAUUAAACAUUCCUUUGUUUGGUAAGUGGGAACCACACAAGUAUGUCCAGGAAUGCAAUUUUCCCAGGAAAGCCAUCUACCCACGUUUUCCCCCAUUUCUUCCCCACGUUCACCCUUUUUUCCAUCCCUUUUAUUCCCAUGAGAUAGCUUGGGAAAGUUUUAUUCCCAGGAAUUGGAAACCCAUGACCUUGAAUAAAAUACCAUAUUUGCCCUUGCCAUUCCCGCUAAAUUUUUCUCUGCUAUUCCCGCUAAUUUUUUCACCCAUGAUCUUCUAUAAAAAAGAAACCCAUGAUCUUUGUAGUGUUCAUCAACUGCUUGCUGUUUGAGUUUUGGAUUUCACUCUUCUCUUCAAGAUGGACGGGUCGUCUGAAAAUCAAAAUGUAAGAAUCACAAAGCGACAAUGGACUCCUGAAGAAGAUGGAGUAUUGGUGGAAGGUUUGUUGAAAUUAGUGGACGAGGGUUGGAAGGCUGAUGCAAACUCAUUUAAACCUGGGUAUACUAAAGCUUUGGAGAAAUAUAUUCACAACAAAUUCCCAGGUUGCACACUAAAAGCUACCCCACAUAUUGAAUCAAGAGUGAAAUUGCUUAAAAGACAAUAUUCUGCAAUCAAAGAUAUGUUGGGUCCAGGGGCAAGUGGUUUUGGGUGGGAUGAUGCUAAAAAGAUGAUUAAAGUAGAGAAGGAGAUUUAUCGUCAAUGGUGCAAGUCUCACCCUACCGCAGUUGGCUUGUAUAACAAACCAUUUCCACACUAUGAUAGCUUGGAUAUUGUAUUUGGAAAAGAUAAAGCAGUUGAUACUGUAACAGAAGAUAUCAUUGAUAUGACUAUUGAGAUGGAGAAGGAAAAUGUUCAAUCAACACAAGAGGGUGGAUCAGGAAUUAAUUUGAAUGAUGAUGAUGAUGAUGAGAAUUUUGAGUCGCAGAUGCCAGAAACACCCACAGCUAACACUACUGCUCCGGGUUCAAAUCCAACAAACCAGCCACAACAUGAUUCUACUAAUUAUAGGACCAGAAAGCGUGGGGGGAAAAGGGUGAAGUAUAACGAUGAUGCUUAUGAUAGCAUGUCAAAUUCAUUGAACAAAUUGGGUGAGAUUUAUGCUAAUGGUGUUGAGAAUAUGAAACAAGUCUUCACUUCUUGUUUUGUGCACGAGAAACACACAGCUGAUAGGAGGAACCAAAUUGUCUCUAUUUUAAAAGAAAUUGAAGGAUUGUCUGAUGCAGAAGUGGUAAUGGCUGGUAUGCUUAUCACCAAAGACAAUAACCUUUGCGACUAUUUUUUCACAAUGGAUACUCCUGGAUUGAGGAAGCGGUUUGUGGACAUUGUUUUGAGUAACAAUGGUUCUAGGUAGAAUUUAGAAUGUUCAAUACUUUUUGAAUUUGGUAAAAAAAACUCAGUAGCCGCUGUCUUUAAUUCCUUUUAUUAUUUAGUUGAAUCUAUUAUUAUGGUCUUUAUUAGUUGUAUAAUCACUUCGAUUAUACUUUAAAUUUAUUUACUCUAUUGGAUAUGUUACAAGUGCAACUUUUGAUUUAUUUUUGAAAAAGUGAUUUUGUUGGUCU
This is a messenger RNA of Medicago truncatula (barrel medic), 1608 nucleotides long. RefSeq lists its product as uncharacterized. The transcript has 3 exons. The record is from RefSeq and is a predicted model, not a curated record. NCBI's taxonomy places the organism in Eukaryota, Viridiplantae, Streptophyta, Magnoliopsida, Fabales, Fabaceae. Bases 408 to 1400 code for a protein of 330 amino acids.